AUGGGUAUCGACGCGCUGCAUAGCCCAACAGCGGUUGCGGGCUUGAUAUUCACCGCAUUCGUCUUCGCCGCUUUCUUCGUGCGAAAUAAGCAACUCGAAUCCCAUGCCCGCAAGAAUGGAUUUGCCCCGCCAGCCAGAUAUCGCGCCCUCGAUCCGUUUAUGGGCCUGGACUAUGUCGUGAAGUUAUUCGGCGACAUCUCCGUCAUGCAGCGCAACCGCCUUCAGUACGGGAAAACGUUCAUGAUCAAACCCAUCAUCUCAGGACCAUCUAUCGUCACUGCGGAACCAGAUAACAUCCAGCGGGUCUUCAGCAGCGUAGAUGGUGAGUACAGUGUCUUCUGGCGGAGAGAUCCCUUCCAGCCAUUCACCGGUCGUGGUAUAUUGACCGAGGAUGGUGACGGUUGGCGGCUCCCGAGAAAAUUAUACAGGCCUUCUUUUGCGAAGACGAACAUUGCCAAUUUCGAUUUCUACAGUAAGAUGGUAGAUGAUUUGAUGGAAAAGAUUCCUGGCGAAGGCAAGACUGUGGAUCUGCAUCCGCUGCUGAUGGGAUCCUUCAUGAACAAUGCCCUGCAUUUUGGCCUUGGCUACGACACGAUGAACCCACAUCCAGACGCUCCGCUGUCACGCGACAUGUUUAACAGCAUUUGGGCCGACGGCAUGCAUGGCAUUGCCUUCCGCGUUUUGACCGGCCGCCUCAGCUUCCUCUUCCCAAUGACGAAGUUCAAGCAAGCAUGUACUAAGGUCCAUGAUUUCGUCGAGUUCCAUGUACAGCAAGCCGCCAAAACCACUGGUGAGAAGAACAAGAGUCAAGUCGUCGCGGAAUCCCUUCUCGCGCAAACGGAAGAUCGGACGCUGGUGCGCAAUAUGCUGGUCCAGGGUAUCAUCGGGGCUCAGGACACGACUUCUGUGCUUACGAGCAACACUAUUCAUCUGCUUGCGCGACAUCCGGCCUUGUGGAAGGAGCUUCGAGGAGAAACGUUGAAGCGCGGUGAUGACUUGUUCACGUUCGAUGCUCUGCGUAGCAACGAGGUCAUCCAGAAUAUGCUCUCUGAAUCGCUCCGCCUCCGCCCCGUCUUCCCCGCCAUCGACCGCGUCGCCAUCCGCGACACCACGCUCCCAACGGGCGGCGGCGCAGACGGCACCUCUCCCAUCUUGGUGAAAGCAGGAACGCGUGUACAGCCAUCAUUUUACGCUCUUCAUCGUGAUCCGUCCAUCUACGGACCCAACGUUGAGGAGUUUGACCCGCACCGCUGGAAGAACAUCAAGCCUUCGCAGUGGGAGUUUAUGGCGUUUGGCGGCGGUCCUCGUAACUGCAUGGGGCGGGAGAAGAGUCUUGUCGAGGCAGCGUAUCUGCUAGCGAAGCUUGCGGGCAAGUACGAGAAGUUGGAAGCUAGGGAUGACAGACCUUGGACUGGGACGAUGGCGUUUACGUGCGCGAACAAGUAUGGUUGUUUGGUUGCUUUCGAGUAG
Didymosphaeria variabile is the source of this 1470-nucleotide messenger RNA. RefSeq lists its product as uncharacterized. Bases 1 to 1470 code for a protein of 489 amino acids. The record is from RefSeq and is a predicted model, not a curated record. The transcript is spliced from 3 exons. Lineage: Eukaryota; Fungi; Ascomycota; Dothideomycetes; Pleosporales; Didymosphaeriaceae. Gene Ontology annotation, molecular function: oxidoreductase activity, acting on paired donors, with incorporation or reduction of molecular oxygen, reduced flavin or flavoprotein as one donor, and incorporation of one atom of oxygen; iron ion binding; heme binding.